AUGGCGUCUCGAGCAGCGCCGCGAGAAACUUCUACUACAAAAAGGCUGCUGGGCACCGACAUAGAAAACUACGAUAUCGAAGACCCCUUCGCCGACUCUGGUGACGAAGCGCCGAAAAAUGCGGGACCGCCGGCGAAGAGACCUAAGAAUACGACGAGUCUGGGUAUUGAUGAGGCGGUAGAUGUGAACAAGAAACCUAGAGCACCGCUUGUGAAGUUGGACGAGACUAGAUUACUGUCAGAGAAGGGCAUACCACGACUACGACGAAAGGCGCGCGAUUUAAGAUUCAAGGGCAAAGGACACGAAUUCUCCGACGCGGCGCGGCUCCUCUCCUUCUACCAGCUGUGGUUCGACGACCUGUUUCCGAAGGCCAGCUUCCUCGACGCCGCGAGCAUGGCCGAGAAGGUGGGGCACAAGAAGUACAUGCAGACGAUGCGCCGGGAGUGGAUCGGCGAGGGCAAGCCGAAGCCGCUCGCCGACGAGUUCGCGGAGAUCUUCGGCGACGUGCCGCCCGAGGGCGACGGCCAGGGCCAGGCGGAGCGCGCGCCCGCGCUGUUCCCCGCCCGCAUCGCGCCCAUGUUCCAGAACCAGGGCCGGGGCGCGCCGCGCACGCCGCCCCCGCAGCCGACAGACGACGACGCCGGCGUCCCGGGUGACGAUGCCGAAGACCUGUACGACGCGACGCCGCGGGCCCGCGGCCCGCCGGCGGCGAAGAGCGGGAACGGCGCCUCGCUGUUUGGGAGCGGCGCCGCCGGAGGAGGAGUGCCGGACGACGACGAAGACGACCUCGACGCGUUGAUGGCCGAGGAGGAAGCGCUGCGUGCGCGGCCAAACCCGAACCAGAACUCGAAGUCCCUGUUCGGCGACGGCGACCGCGGAGGGCCGCAGGAGGAGGAUGAUCUGGACGCGCUGAUGGCGGAGGCGGAGCGAGAUAUGCAGAUCGAGCCGGCGGGCCGCGGGUCCGAUGUGGUGGCCAAACCGGCGUCGACUGCUGCGGCUGGUGGUGGUGAUGGGGGCGACGACCUAGAUGCCCUGAUGGCGGAAGUGGAGGCCGAGCCACAGGAUCAGGGGAAGGCGGCUCGAGAUAGCGUGAGUUCGGGGCCGCCAAAGGAUCCCCAUGAUGUGGUGGAUGCGGACGCUGAGGAGGCUAUGGCGGAGAUGGAGGGUUUGUGGUGAGAAGCGGUUCUGGGAACCGAGGUGGAAGAGGAGCGUAAUCCUGCUGCGAAUGAGAAUGAAUGUAAUGUCUAUGUGCAUGCUGAGGGCAUUGCAGAAGAAUUUGGGCCUUGGUGCAUUUCCUGGUAGACGCCUUGAAAAUGGGCCGCUGGCGAGUUGUGGCGAUAAGGCGAUACUCAGGUUGCGUUGAAUCAGUGGCAUGCCUGACAGGUUUGGGUAUGAAUACUGGCUCUCCCCCUAUUGCGUACGAAAUGAAGCGAUUCAAUACCAUACUACACUGAAUGUUUACCUACCUAUCUAGGUAGGUAUUAUCUAGCACAUACACACUCUGCAGCAUUUAGCAUGGGGGAAAAGGGACAGAGAACAGGAGACCCUGGAUGAAUACCUCUACAUAAUAAAACGGGCUACAUUCUCUCUUAUGUAAACAACAGAUCUGUAUGCAUGUACUGGG
Molecule: messenger RNA, 1624 nt
Organism: Durotheca rogersii
Lineage: Eukaryota; Fungi; Ascomycota; Sordariomycetes; Xylariales; Xylariaceae
Product: Swi3-domain-containing protein
Exons: 3
Coding region: 1-1176 (391 amino acids)
Biological process (GO): DNA replication checkpoint signaling; DNA damage response; replication fork arrest
Cellular component (GO): nucleus; replication fork protection complex
Molecular function (GO): DNA binding
Source: RefSeq, a predicted model, not a curated record